Molecule: messenger RNA, 3832 nt
Organism: Hirundo rustica (Barn swallow)
Lineage: Eukaryota; Metazoa; Chordata; Aves; Passeriformes; Hirundinidae
Gene: ANGPT1
Product: angiopoietin 1
Exons: 9
Coding region: 152-1648 (498 amino acids)
Biological process (GO): angiogenesis; Tie signaling pathway
Molecular function (GO): receptor tyrosine kinase binding
Source: RefSeq, a predicted model, not a curated record
AAAAAACCAAAAAAACAGUUUACCCGAGCUCGAUUGUUAAAGCGUGCUGCUCUGCUCCUUUUUCCAAAGACUUUAAGGGAAACUCAGAACAAAUUUAAAGAAAGAGGAAGAAAAACUUUUUCUUAAAGCAGGAAAGGAAAGUAAUAAUAACAUGUCAGUUUUCUUUUCCUUUGCUUUCCUGGCAGUGAUUCUUGCUCUUGUAGGCUGUACUAGCCAGCGUCGGGGUCCAGAAGCCAGUGGGAGAAGAUUUAACCGGGUUCAGCACGGGCAGUGCACCUACACUUUCAUUCUGCCAGAACAGGACGGGAACUGUCGUGAAAGCACGACAGACCAGUACAACACAAAUGCUCUUCAGAGAGAUGCUCCUCACGUGGAACAGGAUUUCUCUUCCCAGAAACUGCAACAUCUGGAACAUGUGAUGGAAAAUUACACUCAGUGGCUGCAAAAACUUGAGAACUACAUUGUGGAAAACAUGAAAUCAGAGAUGGUGCAGCUGCAGCAGAAUGCUGUGCAAAACCACACUGCUACCAUGCUUGAGAUAGGGACCAGCCUCCUCAGCCAGACAGCAGAGCAGACGAGAAAACUCACAGAUGUUGAAACCCAGGUGCUAAAUCAAACAUCCAGACUUGAAAUUCAGCUACUGGAAAAUUCCCUGUCAACAUAUAAGCUAGAAAAACAGCUGCUACAACAGACACAUGAAAUCCUAAAAAUUCAUGAGAAAAACAGUUUACUUGAGCACAAAAUUCUAGAAAUGGAAGAAAGGCACAAAGAGGAGCUGGCCACUUUGAAGGAGGAAAAAGAGAACCUACAAAGCUUAGUCACACGACAAAGCUACAUAAUCCAGGAACUAGAGAAGCAGUUAAAUAAGGCAACAAGCAAUAACAGUGUCCUGCAGAAACAGCAGCUUGAAUUGAUGGAUACAGUUCACACCCUGAUCACCCUCUGCUCCAAGGAAGGAGUUUUACUAAAGAAUGCAAAAAAGGAAGAAGAAAAGCCAUUCAGAGACUGUGCAGAUGUGUACCAAUCUGGUUUUAACAAAAGUGGGGUCUACACUAUUUAUAUUAACAAUGUGUCAGAUCCUAAAAAGGUCUUUUGCAAUAUGGAAAUUGCUGGAGGAGGAUGGACAGUUAUACAACACCGGGAAGAUGGAAGUCUGGAUUUUCAGAAAAGCUGGAAAGAAUACAAAAUGGGUUUUGGUAGCCCAUCAGGUGAACAUUGGCUGGGAAAUGAAUUUAUCUUUGCAAUAACAAGUCAGAGGCAAUAUUCUCUAAGAAUUGAAUUAAUGGACUGGGAAGGAAACCGGGCAUAUUCACAAUAUGACAGAUUUCACAUAGGAAAUGAAAAACAGAAUUACAGGCUUCAUUUAAAAGGUCACAGUGGAACUGCUGGAAAACAGAGUAGCCUGAUCUUGCAUGGUGCUGAAUUCAGUACAAAAGAUGCUGACAAUGACAACUGUAUGUGUAAAUGUGCUCUCAUGUUGACUGGAGGGUGGUGGUUUGAUGCCUGCGGCCCCUCCAAUCUCAAUGGGAUGUUCUACACAGCUGGACAAAACCACGGAAAGCUCAAUGGAAUCAAGUGGCAUUACUUCAAAGGCCCCAGCUACUCCUUGCGCUCCACCACCAUGAUGAUCCGGCCUUUGGACUUUUAAAGGAAUUCUGCAGUGGAUCCCAGGAGAAGCCAGGCUGGCACUGCCCUCAGCAGCAAUGCUAUCACAGUCUGAAGGUAAAAGGCAAAGGGCUCCUUGGAAGCAACAUGUAGGGAUGGUGCAAAGUUGCUUUGCUAUCACUCCAUAACCUGCAAACACUUCCCACCCCAUAUUUUGAUUACUGUGGGGAGCUUGGUUUAGAAGAAGGUGGCUGAAAUGAUUUUCCAGAGAACUGGAUCUGGCUAUUCCACCCAAACUUGGGGCUUGGCAGUGGACGUCUUUUUUUUUUUUUUUUUUUUCCUAUUUCAGGAAUAGGAUGGGAAUUUAAAGAACUGAAACAUAUCAGCCAUGGUCUAUUGAGUAGAGUUAUUCAGCACUGAAAUGCAAACAUUUUACCCAUGAAAAAGGAUUACAGAGACCCUUUUAUUAAAAUUUGUCUUAAAGCAUCCGAGGUGACCACUCCAAAUAUUGUUUUCCUUAAAUGAACUGAAUUUGAAUAGUGGAUGGAUUUAUGUUAACCCCAGAGUCAAAUUGUUUGUGCAAAUAUUAUUUUUCAUUAAGUACUUUAAGGACAGAUUUCUAAUAAAUAAACUGAGUCAAACAUAUGAAUAAUGAUAGGUAUAAUAAGCAUAAAUUCCUCAGUUGCUCUUUAGAGGUAAAUCAUGUAAUUGGCAUAAUCCCUGAGCUAGGAUUUAUAGUGUGAUAACAAAAGUAGCUGUGUUUUAGGUUUUUCCUUUCUUUCAUUACAGGCAGUCUGAAUGUCAUGUAGAUAAUUAAUGGAAGGUUUAAAGAAUGUGAAAUAUUAUCCAAGAAAAAAUACAAUAUUUUGCAUGGAAUUUUUCCAUCAAAAAAACACAGGAAGGCAAACUGUUAGGGUAUAAAAAAAUUACAUACAUGCAUAGCUUAUGGCAAUGGAUUAAUUUUACAGUACCCUUGCAUGUGCACAAUUUAGCCUUAAUUAUUUUACUUCUUUAUUACAUUUUUGUGAAUAUCAGAAGCAUGCCCAUUCUACACAGUGCUUAGGCUACGACUAUAAAAAAUACUCAUCAGAAUUGUAUAUAAAAUAAAGAAUUGUGAACUUGUAAAUAUCAUGUUUAUAUUUCCUGCAACAGUCAUUUAUUUUGUACAGGCAACCCUGAACCCACACAAAGGGUAAAAAGCCUCAAAAAGAUAGAAAUAUUGAAGAACUUUAGAUGACUGCUUACAGGUUGCUAACAAGUUGUUUUGUUCUAUUAAAAUGCUCAAGUGUGGGACUAUUGGAAAAGAUAAAAGUCUUCUAAUAACAAGGAAUAUAGCUGUGGGUGCCCCAGGAGGGUAGAGAAAACUCUUUCCAUUUACAGCCCUUUUGAUUAAGUCAUAUGAAUAAAGUCCAUUAGGGAAAGCAGUUUGCAGUCAUUCUAAUUCUGCUAGAAAUGAAAUGAAAAAGUUUACCCUGCUCCCACUGAAAUCAAAAGUAAUACUCGCAUCAAUUAAAUUUGGACCAACAUGGCACACAGAAUCUGCAGGUGGUGAGGUGUUUGCUCAUCUCUUUGUUGCCUUGUUAUAUUUAUUAAACUGCUCCUGAGAUGAGGCACAACAAUGACCUGAUUUUUUAAAAAGGGUAAUGAUAAAUUUUUCCCCCUUACUUUUUCAACUUUUUUUUUCUUUCUUUUUUUUCUUUUUUCCUUUUUUCUUUUUCCCCACUUAGCAGUUUAUUUCUAUGGAAUAGAGGAAAAAAUACUUGGAGAUUCUUAAACACCUCUUCCUAAAGAUCACAAGGUUAUAGUACCACUAUUCUCUAAUUUUGUUACAAUUUGAUGUUUGUUUCAUUUUCAGUGGGAAGAUUUGUGUGUGUGUGUGUGUGUGUAGUUGUAUAUAUUUAUAUAUAUAUUUGAAAUAAUCUUGACUAAGGGUUAAUUUGAAGUUUUCUGCUGAAUAAGUUACCAAACUACUCUUUAUACAGCACUUUCUUUGCAGCAUGUUUUGUCCCAUUUUCCAGCAGGUUUUUUUUAAUGGUCUUCAUUAAUGUGCAAAAUAUGCAGUCUGUCUUCCACCAUAUUCUCAAAAGAUAGAGUUUUGCAGGUCCUAUUGCAAAAGGCAUAACACAUUUAAAAUUAAAAGCAUGAUAUUUACUGUCUAUUUAUCUGGGUUUGAAAAAAAAUGUGGAUUUGGUUUCCUAUCCUUUAUAAUAAAAUGUAUUUAAAAAUC